Molecule: messenger RNA, 1034 nt
Organism: Cololabis saira (Pacific saury)
Lineage: Eukaryota; Metazoa; Chordata; Actinopteri; Beloniformes; Belonidae
Gene: aqp7
Product: aquaporin 7
Exons: 5
Coding region: 294-1034 (246 amino acids)
Biological process (GO): water transport; glycerol transmembrane transport
Cellular component (GO): basolateral plasma membrane; plasma membrane
Molecular function (GO): glycerol channel activity; urea transmembrane transporter activity; water channel activity
Source: RefSeq, a predicted model, not a curated record
GGAUAUAUGUGGCAGGAAAGAGGGAGAGAGAAAGAGGGGGGGAGAGAGAGCGAGAGCGAGAGAGAGAGAGAGAGAGAGAAUAGAAAUACGUAUAGAAACACGACAGUCCGUAGGGGCAAACGGAUCAUUAGAGGAAGGAGCAAAUUAGUAACGGUCUUGCUUGAAGAGUGGUGUGCGCCAUGGGAGACACUUUGUAAGUUAUCUCAGGGAAUGUGAACCUGACUCAUUUGAAUUACCAACCUGACUAAAUUGGAAAAUAAUUUGAGACAAAACAAAGGCAAUAACGAAGAAAAAUGAAGGACUUGCCGUCAGUGGAACGUGGGGUCUCUCAGCAGAAAAGACUGGAUGUGACCCGACCCAGAGUUUGGCUACAGAAUGACCUUGUUCGUGUGGGACUCGCUGAAACCCUCUGCACCUAUGUGAUGAUGGCGUUUGGCCUGGGGUCGGUGGCUCAGGUCGUGACCGGACGAGGAGCGUUUGGACAUUAUCUCAGCAUCAACCUCGGCUUUGGGUUGGGUGUUGCUAUGGGGGCUCAUGUUGGAGGAAAAGUCUCAGGGGCUCAUAUGAAUGGAGCGGUUUCAUUCACAAUGUGUGUGUUUGGCCGCCUGGGGUGGAAGAUGCUGCCGCUGUACAUUUUUGCACAGCUAUUAGGCUCGUUUCUUGCAGCAGGGACGAUUUAUGCUGUCUACUAUGAGGCCAUUCAUGACUAUUGUGGAGGAAAUCUGACAGUAACUGGCGCAAAGGCCACAGCUGGCAUCUUUGCCACCUAUCCUGCCCCAUACCUAUCCUUGAUGGCUGGAUUUAUUGAUCAGGUGUUUGGCACAGCGAUGCUGCUGCUGUGUCUGAUGGCUCUAUCAGACCAGAAGAACAAACCGGUUGCCGCGGGCUGCGAGCCGAUUGCCGUGGGUCUCCUGGUGAUACUCAUCGGCAUUUCUCUGGGCAGCAACAGCGGCUAUGCCAUUAACCCCACCAGAGACAUCGCACCCAGGAUCUUCACUGCCAUAGCAGGCUGGGGCGGUGACGUGUUCAGGUAA